CUUCACCUUCUCACUUGUCCGGACACGUGAUCAUCCUAGGAGAAGGUUAUUUUGUCGCCAAGUAUAAUUUCUAAAUGAUCCAUGGGGACUCGCAUCCCAUGGUGCAACGUGAAACGGGAGUCCUAGCCUGCCGACCGGAGCUGUCAACAGAAAGCCUACACCACCACCACCAGUUUUUGCAUCCAUCAUUAGCCAAAACAUUCAGAAGGGCUGCUUCCAGAUGUCUCUGCUAGAAGAUAUAUUUUAUCUGUUGCAAAAUGUCCUUGAGUAUUUCGGGGUCUCUCCUGACAUGCUAAUUCCAGUGUGGGAGAGCCAGUUGUGCGGUCAGUACCGGAGCCUGGUGCGGAUGAUCGGGACCAACCUCCCAUUGACCCCGUCUCCACGUAUCCACUUCCAGAUUCCUCUACACACCUCCCGACAGCACAGAUACCUGGACGUCACCAUGGAUACCCUCCCCGCUAUCCCCUCCUUGGCUGACGUGCUCUGGGUGGCGGAGGAUGAGGGAGACAGCUUCACCAAGAUCAGGCAUCGUGAGCGUCCGUCCCGACAGGGUGCUGUGAGUCGGGGCGAUGAGGUGGUGCUGGCCCCUCCACGUCCAGGGGACCCAGGGUUGGCGGCGGUCCGAGCCCAGCCUAGAGACAUGAUGCUGGGGCACAGAUCAGACCCAGUGGCCCUGCGGAAGAUCACAGCCCUGGAGGACGAGCUGCUCAAACUACGAGCUCAGAUUGCCAUGAUUGUCACCGCGCCACCCUCAGGUCCAGCCCAUUCCCAGAACCUUCCGGGUACCCCUGGAAUGUGUCCUGCCUCUGUCCUCACCUCCACCCCUUGUCCUCCUCCUCCCUGUCCUCCUCCACCUCCUCCCUGUCCUCCUCCACCCAGCUCCUCUGUUGGUCUGUCUGCGGUGGAGAAUCUAAUCCAGCAGGGCAGGGAGGCCGGUAAACGUCAUGCCCAGGGGAAGAGCCAUGAGGCUGGGCAGGUUGGACUACUACAGUCCCAGGAUAAGGCGGUAGGACAGGGCCCGGUCCCCACCAUGCUGGAUGUACUGAAUGAACUGAACCAGGUGAAACUGCGCUCCGUGCAGAGGUCGCCCGGGGGAACGCCGGUGCGGAGGAGGCGGAGCAAGGGCGCGGCGUUGCUAAGCGACCCGGCCUCCAUGAUUGCCGAGGCCCUGAGGAGGAAGUUCGCCCACCGUCGUCUUGACGACUCGUACGACAAAGAGAACCGCUCGGUAGAGCUCUCGCCGUUCGGCAGCCCCGAUACAUCGCCCUGUAUCCCCCAGCAUUCCAAGCGCAGCCAAGGACGACUCCACCUGUGACCUCUGACCUCCAAGGUCAACUAAACCAGCAGGCUAUCGCUUCGCCAACCGGAAACACCGAUGCCCCCCCCGACUACUAUGGCAACUGCUGACUGAGUGUGCGUCCCAAUCAUACCUCCUUUCUCUCGAAGUGUACACUUGUUCGCUACUUUUAGAUUAGGGAAGUGAACAAGUGUACGUUUUAGGAGGAAGGAGAGAUAAUUGGGAUACAGGCCAGGUCUGUUUAUUUUCCGUUUGUUUUAGAAGAGCGUCUCUUGUCUUUUCACCGUGUUCUGUUCUAUGAUGCGUCCCAUCAGGUAUUGUUUAUAUAAAGGGACCAUUGAUAUUGAGGAUAAUUUAUUUGCAUGCAGUCAUUUUAAUUGUGUAUAUAUUUCGCUGUAAAUACACUAUGUGACCAAAAGUAUGUAGACACCUUUUCCAACAUCUCAUUCUAAAAUCAUGGUCAUUAAUAUGGAGUUGGUCCCUCCCCCUUUGCUGCUAUAACAGCCUCCACUCUUCUGGGAAGGCUUUCCACUAGAUGUUGGAACAUUGCUGCUAUAACAUCCUCCACUCUUCUGGGAAGGCUUUCCACUAGAUGUAGGAACAUUGCUGCUAUAACAGCCUCCACUCUUCUGGGAAGGCUUUCCACUAGAUGUAGGAACAUUACUGCUAUAACAGCCUCCACUCUUCUGGGAAGGCUUUCCACUAGAUGUAGGAACAUUGCUGCUAUAACAGCCUCCACUCUUCUGGGAAGGCUUUCCACUAGAUGUUGGAACAUUGCUGCUAUAACAGCCUCCACUCUUCUGGGAAGGCUUUCCACUAGAUGUAGGAACAUUGCUGCUAUAACAGCCUCCACUCCUCUGGGAAGGCUUUCCACUAGAUGUUGGACCAUUGCUGCUAUAACAGCCUCCACUCUUCUGGGAAGGCUUUCCACUAGAUGUUGGAACAUUGCUGCUAUAACAACCUCCACUCUUCUGGGAAG
This is a messenger RNA of Oncorhynchus masou masou (cherry salmon), 2276 nucleotides long. It is a transcript of the gene mtfr2, whose product is annotated as mitochondrial fission regulator 2. Gene Ontology annotation, cellular component: mitochondrion. Gene Ontology annotation, biological process: mitochondrial fission; aerobic respiration. Bases 221 to 1315 code for a protein of 364 amino acids. NCBI's taxonomy places the organism in Eukaryota, Metazoa, Chordata, Actinopteri, Salmoniformes, Salmonidae. The record is from RefSeq and is a predicted model, not a curated record. The transcript has 8 exons.